AUGUCCCGAUGACAGCACGGACAAGAUGGCGGCCAGCUGGGAAGUGAAGUGAGGAUGUCAACAUCAUUUCUUCAGUUUAAACAAGUCGGGAUUUUCACCAGCCAUCCCUUCGAAGACUCCGCGAUAUAGUUCAUGAUCCGUGCAUCUGCUUCAGGAGGUGAAACCGGGGCAUUUUUACCCAAACGCGCGCAUGUUUCUGCGCUAUGUUUUGGAAAUCCGUUUGCGCAAAGAGGACCAUCAACUCUUGACGAGCGAUCUGGCCUGCAUGAACCUCCAAAACCCACUCCAGGAGUCCUCAAAAGAGCGUUCCCACCUCAGAUCGCGCGCUACAUCGACUGAAACUCUGCGAUCAGUCCGAUCGACGCUGUUUUCAUUGCUGUUUGCGGUGAUUUCCGCGAGGAAGAGCGGCGGUUCUCAUUAAAGCUGCGGAAGUGGAGGAGAGCUUUUCACGCCAGUCAUCUUUCACAUGCACUUUCUGUCCUUCCGUGGAUGCUCUUUACGCCAUUAUCCAACUGUAAAAGAUCCCAGACGGCAUUAAAACUCGGGCACACGGGAUACAGGGGUGCAUUAGCUGUAUCUUGUCCGGAAACAGUAUUUUUUGCUGACUUGCUGGCCAGUUUUAGUGAUUAAAGUGACGCCAUGGCUCAUUCUCCAGUGCAGGGCAGUCUGCCUGGGAUGCAGAAUUUAAAAGCAGAUCCUGAGGAGUUGUUCACCAAGCUGGAGAGAAUCGGGAAGGGUUCGUUUGGAGAAGUGUUCAAGGGCAUCGACAAUCGCACGCAGAAAGUGGUGGCCAUCAAGAUCAUCGAUCUGGAAGAGGCCGAAGAUGAGAUCGAAGAUAUUCAGCAGGAAAUCACAGUGUUGAGCCAGUGCGACAGUCCCUUUGUCACUAAAUACUACGGUUCCUACUUGAAGGACACAAAGUUAUGGAUCAUCAUGGAGUAUUUAGGCGGUGGAUCAGCCCUAGAUUUGCUGGAGCCUGGGUCUCUGGACGAAACGCAGAUCGCCACCAUCCUAAGAGAGAUCUUGAAAGGCCUGGAGUAUCUACACUCUGAGAAAAAGAUCCACAGAGAUAUCAAAGCCGCAAAUGUAUUAUUGUCGGAGCAAGGGGAGGUGAAGCUGGCAGAUUUCGGUGUGGCCGGUCAGCUCACGGACACACAGAUCAAGCGGAACACUUUCGUGGGCACACCCUUCUGGAUGGCACCGGAGGUCAUCAAACAGUCCGCCUAUGACUCAAAGGCUGAUAUUUGGUCAUUGGGCAUCACGGCGAUUGAGCUGGCUAAAGGAGAGCCCCCCCACUCCGACCUGCACCCCAUGAAGGUGCUGUUCCUCAUUCCAAAGAACAACCCCCCCACACUGGAGGGCAACUACUGCAAACCGCUCAAAGAGUUUGUGGAGGCCUGUCUAAACAAAGAGCCCAGUUUUAGACCGACAGCCAAAGAGUUGCUCAAACACAAGCUCAUUGUGCGCUUUGCGAAGAAAACAUCCUAUCUGACGGAGCUCAUCGACAAAUACAAGCGAUGGAAGGCUGAACAGUCGAGAGCGGAGUCCAGUUCUGAUGAGUCUGACUCAGAACCCGACGGCCAGGCAUCUGGAGGGAAUGACUUUGGCAACGAUGACUGGAUCUUCACCAUUCGAGAGAAAGACCCCAAAAAGUUGCAGAACGGAGCCAGUCUAGCGGAAGAGGAGGAGCCCAACAAGAGACCCCUGUCCCAGAGUCUGUCCACAGUCAUCACUCCAGUCUUAACUGAGCUUAAGGAAGGAGCAGGAGAGGCUGCAGCAGCGACGACGGUAAAGCCUGAAGUUCUGGAGCAGCUCGGAGAAGCCAUAUUUUUGGCUGAGGAGGCUUAUCCAGGCAUCUCAGACGUCAUGGUCACUCAGCUUAUUCAGCGGCUACAACGGUUCUCUAGGGCAAGAACAUCAUCGUCAUCGCACCAGUGAUUACUCCAUUGGCCUGUCCGUCUCUCUUAAGUCCCGCCCCCCCCCCGGCAUCAGCUCAGCGAAUCCUGACACCAGCAGACUCUGUGACGUCUACCCUGGAGGACCAACUGUCCUUCUCAAACUCCUCAAAGCUUCCCCUAGUUUCACUCUUCUUUUAUAAUCUCCUGGAACACUUUGGAGUGUGUGUGCGCGAGUGUGUGCGUGUAUGUCAUAGUGUGUUUGUAAUGGAGAGCGCUUAAGCAAAAGACAGAAAAACGUAGAUUUAACUCCUCCGGCUGAGCAGAGCGCGAUUAUUUGGAGGCAGGUCGUUUUUUGCAUUAACGCUUUUGGAAAGAACGCAUUAAAAGUUGUGCGCCAUCAGAGGGCGAGGAGGCCCGAAAAACAAAAUACAAGAUAGUGUGCAUGACUCUGAACAAAAUGCAUGUGUGGGGACAGAUGUGUGUGUGUGUGUGUGUUUGUGUGCGCGCAUCCAAGCCCUGAUGUGAAGGAGAUUGCAGUAUUCGUGCUGAAAUCUCAGGUAAUCCAGGAAGACAGAGGGCGCUAUGUUUGGAUUUGUGUACAGAUCUGUGUAUAUAGUUUCAAUUUUACAGACCUUUAAAAAGAGAUGAUGGAUUUUUUUGCAAAUGAA
This is a messenger RNA of Danio aesculapii, 2566 nucleotides long. It is a transcript of the gene stk24b, whose product is annotated as serine/threonine kinase 24b (STE20 homolog, yeast). Bases 640 to 1938 code for a protein of 432 amino acids. Gene Ontology annotation, biological process: protein phosphorylation. The record is from RefSeq and is a predicted model, not a curated record. The transcript is spliced from 11 exons. Lineage: Eukaryota; Metazoa; Chordata; Actinopteri; Cypriniformes; Danionidae. Gene Ontology annotation, molecular function: protein kinase activity; ATP binding.